UUUUCAAAUAUACAUGUUUGAUUUGAUUACCACCAACAAUAUUACUGAAGUUUGUCAAACAGAAUCAUGUCAACAUGUAGCAAAAACUAUUAAAAAUAAUAUAGAUUUCAAUAUUGAUCCAUGUAUUGAUUUUUAUCAAUAUUCAUGCGGCAGCUGGAUCGAGCACACAGAAUUACCUCCUGACCGUGCACAAACCUCACCUUUAUCUGAUAUCUCUUUAAGUCAUCAACAAACACUACACGACUUGUUAGAAGGAUCAUACGAUGAUUUAAUUAAUAAGGUAGUAACAGACGAUCAGCUAUUAUUGGAUGAUGAAGAUAUUGACAGGGAAAACUUUGACAAAGUGAAACAAUAUUAUGAUGCUUGUAUGGAUGAAGAUACCUUGGUCAACUUGGGUCCAACUCCUAUAUACCCAUUUCUAGCUCGACAAGCUCAACAAACCGAUCUCACCGAUAUCAUUGUAUCACUUCUUAUGGAUCAAGAUGCCCCUCUUUUUGAUAUUGGAGUGGCACCAGACGACAAACAUCCAACAAAACAUAUCAUGGUAGUCAAUCAACUUGUUCUCAAUGCUCCCUCCAAAGACUAUUAUGAACAAACUGAUCUUAUGGAUAAAUACCGUCAAGGUCUCUCCAAAGUUGUGGAUGCUGUUAUCGGAACAAAUCAAUCGGAUAUCACCCGGAAGACUGCUACUCAAAAGAACUUGACGUUAUUGACAUAUUCUGAUAUAGAACAAGCUGUUCAACACUCUGUGGAUAUGGAAAUAACUUUGGCUCGAAUGACUGUUCCAAUAGAAGAAGUUCGUGAUCCUAUACGAAGUUACAACUCUAUGGAUUUCUCUGAUUUUGAAGAUAAAUACUCAUUUGUGGACUGGAAGAAACUGAUACGUAAACUCGCUCCAAAGGAUACAAAUUUACCUGAUACUAUCAUAGUGACUACACCAUCCUAUUUUGACAAAGUGGCUGAAUGGUUUGAAAAGACACCUGAUGCAACCGAUAUACUGAAGAAUUAUUUUAUGGUACGAUAUAUAUACAGCCGAUCGUCUCAACUUGAUCCAACAACGGCCGGUUACGUAUAUGACAUUGAUAGUGGAUUAUUUUCUGGAGUCACGACAAAACCUCCUCGAUGGCGUCAUUGUGUUGCAAGUACUUCGUUAUCGUUUGGAGACAUGUUAGGACGAUACUUUAUCUUGGUUCAGUUUGGUGGUGAGGAUAAACGAAAGGACAUAUUGACUUUUUUGGAUACCAUUCAUGAAGCUUGGGGAAAACGCCUUUCAUCUCUUACUUGGUUGGAUAAACAAACUUUGGAUAAGGCUUUGGAAAAACUUGGGAAAAUUCGUCACAAGGCCGCUUAUAGUAUCCAUUAUCCUGAUUUACGUUCGGCAUCAUCACUCGCAACAUUUUAUAAAGACAUGACUGUCAACAGAAAAACGUAUUAUGACAAUGUAGGAAGAUCCAAUGUGUGGGGCAUUAGACAACAAUGGAAAAAAUGGGGCAAACCUGUGGACAAGGAUAUCUUUGAUAUGGAUGCAAUGGAAGCAAAUGCUUAUUAUACUCCCAAUGAUAAUGAAAUUGUUGUACCAGCAGGAAUUCUUACCAGUCCUUAUUAUGAUGAUCAAGUGCCAGAUGCUUUGAAUUUUGGUGGUAUUGGUAUGGUUGUUGGACAUGAAAUCACACAUGCUUUCGAUAACUCUGGUCAACUGUAUGAUGGUGAUGGCAAACUCGAAAAUUGGUGGACAAAUGCAACUAUGGAGAAAUUCAAUGAAAUGAAAACAUGUUUUAUUGAUCAAUAUUCUGAAUUUACUGAAAAGGAUGCUGGAGGAAAAGUUUAUCAUGUCAAUGGAAAACUUACACUAGGGGAAAACCUGGCUGAUAAUGGUGGUGUUGGUGUCAGUUAUGAUGCUUUUAUGACUCUAUCCAAAACCAAGAAACAAUUAUCUUUACCUGGUUUAGAUUUUUCUCCUGAACAACUUUUAUAUGUGAACUAUGCUCAGUCUUGGUGUACCAAGGCCACUCCUCAAUCAAGAAUUAGUGCGAUCCUUUCUGAUGAACACUCUCCCGAAAGAGCUCGUAUUAAUGGUGUUGUUCAAAACUCGGAAGCCUUUUCAAAACUCUUCAAUUGUCCAAUUGGAAGUCCCAUGAAUCCUACGAAGAAAUGUAGUAUAUGGUAGAUUAGAUUUUAUGAUUUGAUCGGUCUUCCAAAUAAAAAGCUUUGAUUUUUUUUUUUA
Messenger RNA from Halteromyces radiatus, 2224 nucleotides. RefSeq lists its product as uncharacterized. Gene Ontology annotation, molecular function: metalloendopeptidase activity. Lineage: Eukaryota; Fungi; Mucoromycota; Mucoromycetes; Mucorales; Cunninghamellaceae. The record is from RefSeq and is a predicted model, not a curated record. Gene Ontology annotation, cellular component: plasma membrane. Bases 14 to 2167 code for a protein of 717 amino acids. The transcript has 7 exons. Gene Ontology annotation, biological process: protein processing.